Molecule: messenger RNA, 1089 nt
Organism: Stegodyphus dumicola
Lineage: Eukaryota; Metazoa; Arthropoda; Arachnida; Araneae; Eresidae
Source: RefSeq, a predicted model, not a curated record
GUUGAUCCAGAUAAUAACCAGUAAUAAUUUUAAAAUGUAGAGGAACAAUGUCAGUUAUGUUUGCACUCCAAUUUUGUUUUUUGCUUUCUCCGCUGCUUAAGGAUCCCUUGAUGAUGGUAGAUGCUGUCCCAUUGCAAGUUGCAUCUUACCAUCAAGAAUAUGAUAAGACGACAGUGAGAGAAACAACGACAAACUUAUCUACCACAACUACCUUUACGGAAAGAGAGCAGCCAGAACCAAGUUUUUUUUCAAAUUUAUGGCGCAAGAUCACUAACUUUUUCGCGCCCACUGAGACAACUACGACUCCCGAAGAGUUUUCCAAAUUCGAAGAAUCGGAGGAUAACACAGAGCGACCUAUUCGAAGAGUGGCACCUCAAAUAAGGAAAGGUAACAUUAAUCACGACUAUAGAAGGUGGCAAAGAGGAAUGGAUGACGAGCAAAUCCGCGGAAAUGGAUAUUUCAUAAUUUAUCCCACGGCAUCCACAUUCUGGCGACAUGAUCAGAGAGAAAAAAUUGGAAAGCAAGAACAACCACGCAUCAUCCCAGCUUCGUAUGAGGUAAGGCCCAGUUACUUAAGCAGACAACUUUUGACCAUUCUUUCUGUCCAACCAUUAAUGAAUAGAGGAAAAGCAAUUAUUGAGAGAACAGAGAAACGUCCCAAUAAAGAUCGAGUUACUGUAUUCGUAGAGGAAUUCGAUCAAGGGGACGAAGAAGCACAAUGGCAUAAAAGGUUUGGGAAAGGCCAGAUCAAUAACCAACAGAAAACAGAAACAAUCAUUAUAGGAUCUGAUCCAGUGGAAAAUAUUGACAAUGAAAAUUUUCUUGACGAAUUAGAAUCCAACACAGAACCAGAUUUUAUUUCUGAGAUUAAACAAAUUAUUGUGGAAGAUAACAAACCUGUAAAGCCUCAAACAACAACAUACAUUCAAGAGCUUCCAGCUGUUGAAAUUAUUAAAUAUUGAAUUUUAUUUAUUCUUACUUUUGAAUCUACAUUACAUUUCGUAAAUCGUGCGUUCAAUAUAAAAGUAUGAAAUACCAAAAACCUCAUUAUAAAAAAUGUAUUUAAACACAUACAAGUUGAUCUUUCAC